Molecule: messenger RNA, 963 nt
Organism: Owenia fusiformis
Lineage: Eukaryota; Metazoa; Annelida; Polychaeta; Sabellida; Oweniidae
Source: the annotation of a GenBank genome assembly
AUGUCCAACGUAUGUGGAUAUAUUGCAAUAUGUCAUCCAUUUAAAGCCAAGACCCUAUGUACCAUACGAAAUAGCUACAAGGCUAUUUUUGCGGUGUGGAUUUGUGCUGGUGUUAUAUCUGUUCCUACGGCCUUUGUGAUUACAGAAGUAGAAUACUUUGGGGGUCUCCCACAAUGUGACCUGUACGUAUCCAGUGAUAUAUAUGCCAGGCUCUUUAGCCUGCACCUGCUUUUGGUGGUAUUGUGCAUCCCCCUAGUGAUAAUGUCAGCCAUGUAUGCUUUGACAACACAGACGUUGUGGUGGAGCAUCAGUAAUGCACACAAAUUGAAGGAAGCCGGUGAAGCUGGACAAGGUAAUGGAAGGGUGCAGACUAACUACAAACAACAGGAAGAUAUAAAUGGAAGAAUACAAGUCAUCAAAAUGUUAAUUAUGGUUGUUGCCAUAUUCAUUAUUUGUUGGGCUCCAGUAAGAGUGAUAGCGGUGUGUGACGUAUUUGGCAAGAUAGCUUUAUCACAGGACGUGAAGAAACACCUAAAUACAGCGAUGGCAGCUUUGGCGUACAGCAAUAGCUGUCUGAAUCCGAUCAUAUACUGUUUCAUGUUGAAACAGUUCAGAAGAGGAUUUCUCCAUAUAAUUUCAUGUGGAAAGCAUAUUGAUGGACCUUACACUGAUCGAGAUCGCAGUUCUUUCAGCCUCAAAUCUGCCAAUACAGGAACAGAGUCAAUCGCUGAUUCGUCACACAUGUGAAAGAUUAUCAGUGAUUUAGCGCAUUGUAGUAUCUAUCAAUGGUGCAGGAUGCAUAUCAAAUUGACCAAAUGAUUUAGCACACAGGUGAUGCAGCACAAUGCACACAAGUGGAAAAUGACCAGUAAUGCAGCACAAUGCACACAAGUGGAAAUUGACCAGUAAUGCAGCACAAUGCACACACGUGGAAACUGACCAGUAAUGCAGCACAAUGCACAC